ACCACUUACGAACCUUAAACUAAGUAGGUAUGUACAUAUAAGAAAUUUAUUACAUAGAUAGGUAAAGUAAAUAAGUAAGUACCUACAGAACACAUAUUAGGUACUUAAUUAAAUUAACUCAGAAAUUCGACGGUUUUUUUUAUAAAAAGCGCAUCGCUUCUUGACCGAAGAUGAAGUAUUUCAAGCUAUGGUAAACCCAAUAUUUAUACAGAAGUUCCUUAAAACAAACACAAAUAUCAAUUAAAGUUACCAUAAAAUAUCGGCAAAUGAUCUUUCACCCACAUUAAGCUUUCGUCAGUCUACAUGGAACCCUCGCACCGUGAGAACAGAGGGCCGACAUCUCCCUCGGGAUUCGCCAGACUGGUGUUAACAAGCCGUUAAGACUGGUCACACCUUAAUCAUUUCAUUAUAUUAAUUGGACUUUAAAUAGGAAGUAUUUGUUAGGAAUUAAAGUAAAUUAUGUUGAGGAAGUUAUUUCUUCCUACCACUGUUUGCCCUGUAUGAACAUCGAAUUUUUAAUAGACAGUUUCCAGGUUAACUCCUUUUAAUGUGUUUGUUUCUAAAUCCGUAACAAUUAAAUAAUAAAAAGGUACCUAAAUAUUUAGAUCCCUUGUUAGUUUCUUCUGAAAUGAGUUACCAUAGAUGCCGAAUUUAAAAAAUGGUUCUAUGGUACGAAAAAUCUUAUAUGGAUACAAAACAAAAUCUUGCGUUAUGAAAAUAAGUAUUGCUUGUUUUAUAGAAAGUUUUAGCAUUAAUCAAUAUUCAAAGGCUAGGUAGACCUUAAAAAAAUACUUUAUAAUACUUCUCAAUCAUCUAGACUAUCGACAAAUACACACAAUUAUUUAAAAAGAAAACAAAAUAAAUGAUGAAAGUGUUAACAUAACAAAUUGGUGUUACGUAGCGUCCGAUCUGUGGUCCCCGCCCUAAAGCUAAGCCCCGCCCAACGAACGGGGCGAUGCGUAAGCGCAUGGUCAGAUUGAACGUAUAAGAUACUACUGAAACUGUAGCGAACAGACGUGUUAUGAAGAAAGUUAUUAAACGGCUGAAAAUUUGUGAUUAAACUUUGAAAGUUAGAUUUCAAUUACAAAAUUGGACAUCAAAAUAAAAUUCGACUAAACACAUAGUUAGUGGUAUAUUCUUUUAAAGUUAUUAGUUUUGUAGAACGGUGUAAAUUUAAUUAAACAUAACAGAAACAAACUUUAACUAGGACACUGAUAAUGCAAUAGAAUGCGCUGUGACUCCUUCAAGACAGUGUUAUAAUUAUAUCACAUUUUCGAUGUCAUAAAGUCAAGUAAUUGUAAUUAAACCAAAAAAAACAAUGGAAUAUUUAAGAACAACAUUCUGUCUACAAAACGAAGAGCCUCAGAAAUACCAAGAAGAUGGAGAUGGUCCUCAUUUUGAGCCUACUCAGGAGGUCAACCAGGAGUUCUUCCACACUGGUUACCUGCCUUUCUUCUACGACUAUAGGGCGGUGGACAGGGGGCUUUGUGAGGCUAGGGAAGACUGGGACUGGGGCGAGUGGGAGAACCACGUCAUGGUGAAGGAGGAGACGGCGGAACCAGCGAGGAGUUUUGCGGAGGAUGCCAGCCGCUCUCCGGGCAGCACUCGUAAAGAGAGGACGGCGUUUACGAAGGCUCAGAUCCGGAGCCUGGAGGCAGAAUUCUCCCGCGCUAACUACCUGACGCGGCUGCGACGAUACGAGAUCGCUGUGGCUCUACAUCUCACUGAAAGACAGGUAAAAGUGUGGUUUCAAAAUCGCAGGAUGAAGUGGAAAAGGACGAAAGGCGCAUCUAAACACACGAAGAAAAAGGAGACAUCUUAGAAUUAACACUUCAUUUAAAUAUGACCUAGAUCACAAGUAGGAGUCAUUAGGUGUAGAAAGAUUUUAUAGAAAGUCAAUAGAUUGUUAUCCUAUCAAAGUAGAGAAAGCUGUAGAAUUUAAGUAUCGAUUAUCACUAUGGAAGCUUUCGUACCUAUUACUUAGAUAUAAAUAUAUUUUAUUAUUUUGUAAAUAAAUGUAUUGAUUUUAUAUUUACUAGAAUUCAAUUGUACCACUUGAAAACUUUUUGGAUAUUUAGAAUUUUCAUU
Messenger RNA from Trichoplusia ni (cabbage looper), 2088 nucleotides. Its product is annotated as homeobox protein Hox-D8-like. Gene Ontology annotation, cellular component: nucleus. Gene Ontology annotation, molecular function: RNA polymerase II cis-regulatory region sequence-specific DNA binding; DNA-binding transcription factor activity, RNA polymerase II-specific. Gene Ontology annotation, biological process: positive regulation of transcription by RNA polymerase II. Lineage: Eukaryota; Metazoa; Arthropoda; Insecta; Lepidoptera; Noctuidae. The coding region runs from base 1319 to 1822 and encodes 167 amino acids. The transcript has 3 exons. The record is from RefSeq and is a predicted model, not a curated record.